CAAAUAAUUACAAAUAAAAAACCUAUUUUUUUAAUCAGUAUUUCACUCAUCAUGGAUUCUUUCAACUUAUAAUCUCCCUCUCUAUUCUCCAGGGUGGCGGAUCUUCAUCGAAGUAACGCCUGGAAUCAGCCCCCCGUCUUGAUUCUCUCCCUUAUCGUCAUUAAUUUCUUGCUGGUUUUUUGUUUGAUCAAACUUUGGGGUUAUUGAGGAAGGAACGAUGCACAGGAUCCAAAUAUAGUGGAAGAGUUCAUUAGCUUGUGUCUUAUAACUGAGCCGCGUCAAUUUUUCUGAUAAGUUACGGGGGAAGCCCUAGUUGAGGAUUUGAAACUCUAGGGAUUUGUUUUCAGUUAAUGGAACAUCUUCCAGUUGAAGUUAUUGGGAACAUUUUGUCACGGCUAGGAGGCGCUCGGGAUGUGUUGAUAGCUUCUGCAACAUGUCGGAAGUGGCGAGAAGCUUGUCGUAAACACCUUCACACCCUUUCAUUCAAUUCCAAUGAUUGGCAUGCUUAUCAUGAUCUCACGCCUGGUCGACUAGAGAUAUUGAUAACUCAAACAAUAUUCCAAACCACUGGAUUACAAGGCUUGCCAAUUUUGAUGGAUGAUGUUGAUGAUUUUUCUGCUUCAACAGUUAUUGCUUGGCUCAUGUACACCAGGGAAACCUUGCAUCAAUUGAUUUAUAAUGUUCGGACUACUCCGAAUGUUAAUAUUCUCGAGAUUUGUGGCAGGCAGAAGCUGGAAACUUUGGAACUGUCCCAUAACUCGAUAACAGGGGUUGAACCCAAUUUUCAGAGGUUCCCCUGUUUAAAAUCCCUUUCUUUGAGUUAUGUCAGUAUCUCAGCAUUGGAUCUCAAUCUUUUACUCACUGCUUGCCCGAAGAUUGAGACCUUGGGGCUUGUUAAUCCAGAGAUUGCAAUGUCUGAUGCACAGGUGACUGUUGAACUGAGCAGCCCAACAUUAAAGAGUGUUUAUGUCGAAGCAAUUAGUUUGGACAAGUUUAUAUUGGAAGCAGAUAGCAUUGAAAGCUUGCACUUGAAGGAUUGUGCUCUUGAGCUAUUUGAACUCAUUGGAAAGGGUACUUUGAAGCAUUUCAAAAUUGAUGACGUGAGUGUUAUUCAACUUUAUAUUGGCGAGACUGUUGAUAAUCUUGAGAGCAUAGAUGUCAGCAACUUCACUAUUUUUUGGCCAAAGUUCUACCAAAUGAUCUCAAAAUCAUCUAAGUUAAGGAAACUUCGUCUUUGGGAAGUAGUCUUUGAUGAUGAGGAUGAGAUUGUGGAUUUAGAAAAUAUUGCUGUUUGUUUCCCGCAUCUCAGCCACCUUGCAUUAAGUUAUGACUUGAGAGAUGGAGUGGUUAACUAUGGUCUACAAGGUUCUUCCCACUUGGAAAAUGUCAUUACCUUGGAGCUAGGGUGGACUGCAAUUAAUGAUCUCUUUUCUCUUUGGGUGGAGGGACUGCUAAAACUUUGUCCAAAUCUCAAGAAGUUGGUGAUUCAUGGUGUUGUUUCAGAGGCCAAAAGUCACGAAGAAUGCCAAAUGUUGGCCAAUUUUACCUCAUCCAUAGUUCAGCUCAUGAGAACAUACAUGCAUGUAGAUGUGCAGUUCGAUUAUGAAUAGAAAUCUCGUGAUUACUUUUCGUCCUUGUUUAUGUUUUGACUUCUAAACGAGUUACAUACAACAUACGCCGGGUAAGAUUCGCAGCAUUUAUAACCUGAGCAUGAGCAUCCCUUUCCAUGCCCUGUAAAUGAUAUCUGAAUUCUUCCUUAUAAUUGCAACUUGCUUUUGCAACAGAAACAUGUUUUCUUUU
Populus euphratica (Euphrates poplar) is the source of this 1800-nucleotide messenger RNA. RefSeq names its product F-box/LRR-repeat protein At1g67190-like. The record is from RefSeq and is a predicted model, not a curated record. The transcript has 2 exons. Gene Ontology annotation, molecular function: protein binding. The coding region runs from base 351 to 1610 and encodes 419 amino acids. NCBI's taxonomy places the organism in Eukaryota, Viridiplantae, Streptophyta, Magnoliopsida, Malpighiales, Salicaceae.